Cynocephalus volans (Philippine flying lemur) is the source of this 5799-nucleotide messenger RNA. RefSeq names its product cap binding complex dependent translation initiation factor (gene CTIF). Gene Ontology annotation, molecular function: protein binding; RNA binding; translation activator activity. Lineage: Eukaryota; Metazoa; Chordata; Mammalia; Dermoptera; Cynocephalidae. The record is from RefSeq and is a predicted model, not a curated record. The transcript has 13 exons. Gene Ontology annotation, cellular component: cytosol. Gene Ontology annotation, biological process: regulation of translational initiation. The coding region runs from base 366 to 2168 and encodes 600 amino acids.
UCCCUGUGUCAGAUCGGGGAUCGUUUUUUUCCUUCCUCUACUCCCUCCCCCCGACCCGCCCCUCCCUCCCUCCGUCCCUUCCCUCCCUCCCUCCCCUGUCGGUUUGGUCUGUGCGCUGGGGCGCCCGAUCCCCUCCGCAGCUGGGACGCGCCGAACUCCAGGCAGGAGUCGGCUCUGCGGAGCCUCGUCCCUCCCUUCCCCUUCCCUGCCCCCUUCCCCCACCCCCGACUCGGGCUUGGCGCCGCGGCCAGAAGACCCCCGAGCCCGCAUUUGCUGCAUCGAGCAGUUGGUUUAGUACCAGCCAAACUUGCAGCUGUUCUGACCGCCCUGCGCCGAGCCCCAUCCCGGGCCCCUGAGCUGCAGGGAUGGAAAACUCCUCGGCAGCAUCGGCCUCCUCUGAGGCCGGGAGCAGCCGCUCCCAGGAAAUCGAGGAGCUGGAGCGCUUCAUCGACAGCUACGUGCUGGAGUACCAGGUGCAAGGGCUGCUGGCCGACAAGACUGAGGGCGACGGUGAGAGUGAAAAGACGCCGUCCCAUGUCUCCCAGUGGACAGCGGACUGCAGCGAGCAGCUCGAUGGCAGCUGCUCCUUCUCCCGAGGACGAGCCCCCCCACAGCAGAAUGGCAGCAAAGACAGCUCUCUGGACAUGCUGGGCACCGACAUCUGGGCUGCCAACACCUUUGAUUCCUUCAGUGGUGCCACCUGGGACCUGCAGCCGGAAAAGCUGGACUUCACCCAGUUCCACCGGAAGCUCCGCCACAUGCCCAAGCAGCCCCUGCCACACAUCGACCGUGAAGGGUGUGGAAAAGGGAAGCUGGAAGAUGGGGACAGUAUCAACCUGAAUGACAUUGAGAAAGUCCUCCCGGCCUGGCAGGGCUACCACCCGAUGCCCCAUGAAGUGGAGAUUGCCCACACCAAGAAGCUGUUCCGAAGGAGGAGAAAUGAUCGAAGGCGGCAGCAGAGACCUCCAGGGGGCAACAAGGCCCAGCAGCAUGGUGACCACCAGCCGGGAAGUGCCAAACACAACAAGGACCACCAGAAAUCCUACCAGGGGGGCUCAGCACCCCACCCCUCAGGCAGGCCCACCCACCACGGCUACAGCCAGAACCGGCGCUGGCACCACAGCAACAUGAAGCACCCACCAGGCGACAGGGGAGAGACAGGAGCCCACCGCAAUGCCAAAGAGACCGUGCCCACCGAGAGCCCCAAACCUGAGGACACCCUGGGGGACACCGGGCACAGUGGCCUCGAGCCCCCCUGCAGCCCUGAUGCCUUGGCCCUGGCAGCUUCCGAGAGUCUGGCCCCCCAGCAGCCAGGGGGCCCAGAGGCCGAGACAAAGCGUAAAGACAGUAUUAUUCCCGAGCGCAUCGGGGAGCGGCCCAGAAUUACCCUGCUCCAGUCUUCCAAAGACAGACUGCGGCGAAGGCUAAAAGAAAAGGUACCGGAUGAAGUGGCCGUGGAGGAGACCAACCCGCAGCAGAACAAGAUGGACAAAUUGAUUGAGAUCCUGAACAGCAUGCGGAACAACAGCAGCGAUGUGGACGCCAAGCUCACCACCUUCAUGGAGGAGGCCCAGAACUCGACCAACUCCGAGGAGAUGCUGGGAGAGAUCGUACGGACCAUCUACCAAAAGGCCGUGUCCGAUCGCAGCUUCGCCUUCACCGCCGCCAAGCUCUGUGACAAGAUGGCACUCUUCAUGGUGGAGGGGACCAAGUUCCGGAGCCUGCUCCUCAACAUGCUGCAGAAGGACUUCACGGUGCGCGAGGAGCUGCAGCAGCAGGACGUGGAGCGCUGGCUGGGCUUCAUCACCUUCCUGUGCGAGGUGUUCGGCGCCAUGCGCAGCAGCACGGGCGAGCCCUUCCGCGUGCUCGUUUGCCCCAUCUACACCUGCCUCAGGGAGCUCUUGCAAUCUCAGGAUGUGAAGGAAGACGCAGUACUUUGCUGUUCUAUGGAGCUACAGAGUACAGGCCGGCUGCUGGAGGAACAGCUGCCCGAGAUGAUGACAGAGCUCCUGGCCAGCGCCCGAGACAAGAUGCUGUGCCCCUCGGAGUCCAUGCUCACCCGGUCACUGCUCCUGGAGGUCAUCGAGCUCCAUGCCAACAGCUGGAACCCUCUGACGCCCCCCAUCACGCAGUACUACAACAGAACCAUCCAGAAACUGACAGCCUGACAGCCAGGGGGCCUGGCGGGCGGCCCAUGGGCAGCUGGGGCCCUAGUGCGCAGGGCCAGAUGGACAGGCGGGAGGACAAGGGUGGCCCUGGUGGGAGAAAGAAAUGGGGAGGAGGAAGGCAGGCCAAGUCGAUGGCCAGUCCAGAGCCAGACGGGGAAGGGAUCAAAUCCCUAAGAGAAACCGUCUCCCCACCAAGGAGCCCCAGCCCGAGCAUGCGUCAGCUCACACCAGUAAGGGAAGCAUGUUUCUCAUGGUGGCCCUGUCCCCCCCCAACUCCCACCCCACUCCACCCCCUCCCAUCAAGCCCACCCCAGCAGAGCUUCAUGCGAGGGGAUCUCAUCUCUGUGACUCCUUAGUAGCCUCGCACACCGGGGUACCACUUGGGGCAGAAAGGACCUUGGAAGGCUGCAAAAGUGGGUCGACAUUGGGCUCUCAUUGUUCCCUCAUGCUGUCAGCCACAGUGGCCAACUGGCAGCAGGCGACGUGUAGCAGAUGUCCGGGAGGACAAAGGCAGGCACGGUCCCCACCAGCCGCCCAUAAUUGACGGCCUUUGUCAGCCACAGCGGAGCUGGGGGGCGGUGAUUCUCUAACCUUCAUGCUCCACCCUCCUGGCUUCGGUUCCUCCCCCCUCCAGCCCCCAGCCUCAGCCUCAGGGGUGGCGAGUGGGGGGCAAUGGGAUUUGCAGGUUUGCUUGCACUCUUUUGUUUUAUUGUGUUUUAUUUUUCAAAAGUUGGUUGCUUUGAAGUCUCUUCUCUCAGUGAAAAUGCCCUCGAUGUGAUCACACAGUCAGCACCGCAAGGACCCCCUGAUUAGUGGGAGAUCAAACCCGGCCCCCUCUGGAAGGAUUCUAGCCACAGACAGCUUGCCAGUAGCCAAUUAGGGUAAUUGGAAACUUCUGCCCCAGCGGGGGUCCCCGCUGGAAUCCUGUGUUCCUGGCCACCGGCCUCCAGCGCCUCUGCUCUCUUGCUGUCUCUCAAAGGGGUGAUACUGUCGCCACUGGUCCUGGCCCCAGGGUCUUGUGGCGAACAGGGCCCGGAAGGAGGCUAGCAAAUUAAAAUCAAAAUGCUACGUGGCGUUUCCUGGCUCCACAUGCAGGUCUCAGUGGGAGAAGAGCCGGAGGCUGCCUUGCCCCUUGGGACUUGGAGGUUUAGCUAAUAGGCUGUGUCGCUGUCCCAGCCUCAUCCCAGGCAGAAAUGUUGGGAAAGGGGUGAAUUCAUUGAGUCAUGAGCCGGACAGUCAGGUGACCAGGCAGGGCCACCAGAUGGAGCUUUCUAGGCUGGAUACGAGGUACGGGUAUCUUGGGAGGUCCCAGUCCUGGGGAGCAGCCCUUUUGUGCUGGCCAGAAAGAAGGAUACGGGUCAAGCUCUGGGAGUCUGGCUCCAUCUCUGGGGUCUGGAGCCCACACUGUGAUGAGCCCCCAGAAAAUGAUAUCACAGCCCCGCCGCUUCCUUAUUUACUCCUUUAUUGAGGUCCCACCCUAGAUCAGAUCGGAGGCUCCUCCUGACCUCCUGGUCCAAAUCAGACCGGCCAGGAGACGGGUGGGGUGCAGAGAAGGUUCCUGAGUUCUCCCUAGCUUUCCCACUGGCUGCAACCUGCCUCCAAGCCCCAGCACGGGAACUUACACCAGUUCCCAAAAAGAGUUAUUGCGGACAAGGUGUGAGAGCACAGGUUUACCUGAAACAGGUCAGUGGCUCUGCCAAGAAACCCUACUGCCCCUGCUCCCGCCCUCACGCACCUUCCCUUCCCGAGCUUCCUCAAGCCUCUCUUUCCUGCCUGUCCUCCCACCGGCACCUGGGACCCAGCCUGGGGCCCGGGAACACCAGAAGCCCCACAGGAGGCCUUGAGGGAAGAGCUGGGCUGAUGUUAGGGGGCUCAGAGGGGCCACCGGGGAAAUCCCACAGCCCAGCCAGGUGAGCAUAGCCCUCAGAGAGCCACCCUGUGCUUACACAGGCCCUGCUUCCCUAAGUGCACGUGAGGUGUAUGUAUGUGUGUGUGUGCGUGUGCACGUGUGCGUGUGCCUGUGUGUGUGUGCACGCGUGUGUGUACGUGUGUGUGCAUGUGUGUGUCUUACUCGCAUAUCUACUAAGAACAAAGCAGGGCACAGGAAGAGAGAGGCCUGGAAGUGGGGGCUCCGGUCACAGUGGAAGCAGGGGAGUGGGGUCUCCUAGACCCUACCGUGGGCUCAGGAGCAAGCCUCAUGAAGGGGGCCCCCCAACGCUGUGUGUGCAGGGGGCUGAUGCUCCCUGUGGAAGCAAAGACAGGAGUACUGUGGGUGUGUGGGGACUAACACACCUUCCUCCUAAUGGCCCUCCUCUGUGGUCAUGCCUCAGGGCCAACCCCUCCUCAGCUGUUAGGGCCAGAGUGUGAAGAAGUGGGAUAUAAAUAUGUAUACAUAUAUAAAUAUAUUUUUAAUUACUUGUCAUGUCGCAGUGGCUCCAGACAUACAGUUUGCCUAGUUUAUUCCAUUGCUUGAAAGAGCUUUCUGGCCAAUCUGAAUAACACUUUCAGCUGUUUUUCUAAAUGCAGGUUGCUGGUACCUUUUCAGACGUGGAAGGAAAAUGUUCCAAAGAAAUUUUUUUUAAAGAAACAACAGUAAAGCCUAAAAUUUGAGACUGUGAGGCAGCUUCCAUGGGAAACUACUCAGACAGGAACUGGGGGGCAGAAGUGGGCACCCCACAGAAUGUGUUUGACAGGAGGCAAAGCUGGGUACUGCAUUUCUAAGGGUUGGGUUGUUUCCCCACUGGCCCGCGGUUCUUGGCGCGGCGAGAGGCACAGCCCAGCUAUCUCAUGCUGAUCCCGUCUCCGUCUCUCCCCCUGCCCGUCAGGAUGAGUUAGUCAUUGUUUUCCUCUAAGGCAGCCUGCUUCCCACGGUCCUGCUCCCCACGGCCUGGAGACUUUGCCCAAGCUCUGGGACCACAGCCUCCAUAAAGCUCCCAACCUCCCCUGGACAAGGCCAGGGCCCCCACCCCAUACUCAUGGGGAGUGUUCCCCCCAAACCCAGUUUCGCCUGUUCGUCCUUCCUUAACCCGUCUGUAAACCAUUAUGGUUUGGGGAUUGUCCUGUCCAUCCAUGUAAAUGUAAAUGUUGGUCGAGUCGGUAUUUAUUCUAAUUUUUAUUUUUAUUUUAUUUUCUCUGAGGGAUGUGGGUGGGGGGUGUGGGAACUGUACCACUGAUCACUCUCUGGACAGCUGCAGGGGUGGGGGCCCAGACAGCCAGGUGGAGUAGCCCCAGGGGGCCACCCCAGACGCUGGCCUCCGGGAAGCCAAUCCCAGUCUGUUAUCCGGCAUCAGAAUCGGGCCAGUGUUCCUUGUCUGAUGGACUCCCGUGGCCUGCCCAUGGUGUCGUGUCACUCAGCUGCCAGGCAGUUUGUUAGGAAACCUCUGGCUGGGCCUUUGAGGACAUGGGUCAGAGAGAAGACAACUUUCCUCCACCCGGGACACUUGCACGGAAGGGCUGGCCACCUCACCUGAGCCAGCUGCAAGCCAGACGACAGGACCUACCUCCCUGGAGCAGGGGCCUGGGGCUUCCCGCCAAAGCUGCAGAGAAUCCUGCUCAUGCGACCACCUUCCCUCCAUCAGUAUGUCCUGCUUUCCAGCUGAACCCAAACUACAAGUGGGUUUAAAAAAUAAAC